Rubroshorea leprosula is the source of this 764-nucleotide messenger RNA. The record is from the annotation of a GenBank genome assembly. NCBI's taxonomy places the organism in Eukaryota, Viridiplantae, Streptophyta, Magnoliopsida, Malvales, Dipterocarpaceae.
AAAGGGUUCACACUCUCAGGUUCUGAGUAUUGUUCUUGUCAUUUGGUUCUUAUUUUUCAUCCUUGAAUCAUUUCACCAAAUAGAUGGCUUGUUAUAAUAUUAUUAAAGUAGGAGCUGCUGGAUCUAUUUCUUGUCAAGAUGAAUGUUGGGAUGAAAAGUGUCAUUGUGAACUCUCCGAAAUUUACAUUUCCCAUGGAGAUGGUAUUCAAUCCAUUCAAUUUCAGUAUGUUGUGAACGGAAAUUUAGAGAUGUCUGACCUACAUGGAGAAUGCAAAGGUCCAAAAUUCAAUCUGAUAAGGCUCAACUAUCCAUGUGAGUUUGUCACUGGUAUAAGUGGUGACUGCUUGCCUAAUCAGAAACUCAGUUCUCUGAAAAUUACUACCAAUAAACGAAGCUACGGACCCUUUGGACGCCCUACAUUUGCUCAUCAAUUUGAUUUUCAGUUUGGAAAUUCAAGGCAGUUUGGGGGGUUUUAUGGCUACUGCGAUAAAACUACCAACAAACGCGUGACAGCUCUUGGAGUCUACUUUAAGGUCGCCACUAAACUGGAGGUCACUACCGGGGACUGCAUAUCAGUGGUCACUACCAGGGACUGCAUACCAGUGGAAAGAAGUUGCAGGGAGGAUGAUUCAUGUACAUGCAAUGAUCCAUGUACAGGAAGAAGAAGAAGGAAUUAAUGUAUGAAGCAUAAAGUUCAAAAUAUGUUAUGUAUCCAUUUAUGUUUUUCAGAUGCCAAUCUAUUGUAAUCAAAUAUUCAUAUUAAU